UUUACGCUGCGGGUUCCUUACAAUAUUUGAAACAAAAUUUCGAUUUACGUCACACGAUUGUUUAUUGCGGUAUCCUCUUUGCGUUAAUUUCAGAGUCAUUAACCAAAGUGUUUUAUAAAAGAAACUUAUUGCCGAUUCGUGUGAAGACAUGUCCACCGGUUAAUUUGCGUGAUUUGACAAAUAAUUGAAAUUUAAAAACAUGAGUAUGUGUAUUAUAUGUGCGAAUGUAUGUUGUCGUACAAAGUGCCGAAAAUAUUUUAGUGCAAAUACGAAUAAAUUGCAAGCCAACUAAAAAUACCCAAACAUAUGUCUUAAUUAACUAAUUCAUGCAUUACGUUUAAUGCAGGCAGUGUGUAUAGUUAAGUUGGAUUAAUAAGCAAUGCUGUCCUAGUUGUGAUAAAAAUUAAAUAAAAGUACAUAAAAUAAUGUUAACAAAAUAUUAUGUAAAAUCUGGAAUUAUUAUCCAAAAUGUAAACAGUAAAGUUUUUGAGGGAAUUAUGAAACCUAAGAAUCUCUUUGAGUUUUUGUGGAUCGACAGACAUUUAUACGGAAUUCAACUUGUCUCGUCAAUAUUAUCAUUUAUAUACAUAUUUAUGUAACUAUGUAGCUGUAUAUCGAUAAGAUAGGUGUUACAAACAAUGGUUAGGUAUACAAAACUAUGUUACUCUGGAGAAACAUGUUCCUAGAGAAUAAGAAACCGAAAACGCUUGGUGAUCAAUGUGAAGUUAACCCGAAAUUAUGAAAUUAAAUGAUAUCCGACUGAUAGCUAAGGAAUUGUGUGUGUGUAAUAACUAUAUAUAGUGACAGAAUAAAUAGAGAGGAAAUCAAAGCAAUAUUUUAGUGCUGUUACCAUUAAUUUCUUGUGUCGAGAAACCCUCCUAGAAUAAACGAAGCAGCCAAGUUCAUAGUGUGCAACAAAAUGGUGUUGCUGAGUAAUCCAAUUUUGUUACCGAUUUCCCACUUAAAAUGGAUGGUUAUUUACCCUACGGUACUACUACUAUUACAGCCUAUUCGUGACGUUGUGGGUGGAGAAAAAUUAGCCCUCUUAUCAGCAACCCUGCGCACUUAUCAAAAAGCUGCUUGUGACAGCGAUCAGGUCAUUAUCUCUUGUCCACGCGGCACAAGCAUCUCAAUCGAGUUCGCACAGUUCAACAAUUUCGAAAACAAAGAUGGUUUCAGCAUCGAUGACUUAUGUCCGCUAAACAAUUCCACGAAAAAUGUGCAAUCGAAGGCCAAACACCUUCUACGUGGUUCCACAUUCGGAACUCCCGGAGCAAAAAUUCCAAACAUCCAACACCUUUAUGGCCAGACUACGGAACUUCCAAGCUCAAGCCUGCUACCAGAUACACUCAUGACAGAAGAAACGGAAGAUGCCGGUGUGCGUAAGGAAAAUACCUCGAAUGUUUAUAUAAGGGACGAUGACUCCUCCGAAAAUUGUAUGUGGCCAAACGCACUUCAGUAUUCGCUUCUUCAGACAGUCGUUGAGGCUUGCCAAAAAAAGAAGCACUGCAAAUUUAACGGCGCCCCACAUUUCUAUAGACUGAGCACAGGCGUUGAUGUAAAUAACUAUAACAACACGGUUAACACCGUAAAUGUAGAUCCUUGUCACAAACGACGUAAAAUUGUGGAGGUGGCUUAUAAAUGUCGUCCAUAUGAAUUUCGUAGUAAAGUGGCCUGUCACAAUGAUCUGGCUCAAUUGGAGUGCAAUCCUUACUCACGAAUCGCGGUGUAUAGCGCGAGUUUCGGACGCACCGAAUACGAAAGCAUUCAGUGUCCACAACCCCAAGGAGUACGAGAAGAAACAUGCCAAGCAUCGUAUGCCACCGAAACAGUUAUGCAGAUUUGUCAUGGGCGCCGCCGUUGUAACUUAGCUGCAGAUGCGAACACAUUCGGGUCACCGUGCCAACCGAUGUCGAAAAUGUAUCUGAAAGUCGUUUAUACUUGUGUUCCAAAGCAAGUUUUAAAAGACCGAUACGAAUCAGAAGUUGAAAGAGAUGAGACUGAAGAAUUCAAUGGAGAUAACGAGGUGUAUGACGAUGAAUUGAACUAUAAAGAAUCUGAAGCAAUUCCGAAGGUGUAUAGCAACAGUACUGUUACUGCUGUUAGGUCAAAUGGUACAAAUGCUUCAGCAACUAACGCCACUUCGAACUUUAGUAAUGGCAAUAUAUCAUUUCAUCUUGAAAUUCCAGACAGCGCCAGUAUCAAUCCGGUUAUGACACACAGUGCCGACUUAAGUCUGGAAGAUAACCAGGAACGACUGUAUUUAUAUCUUCUAAUCGCCGGUUUAAUCGGUGUAAUUAUUUGCAUAAUUAUUGUGUCUGUUCAUGUUUGGAUGCAAAAAAGUCAAGCUCUCAGUUCGGAGACUCAGAUGGCAUCCAUAGAUGGUUCACGUAACCCAUGCGCUGAUACUACCAUUCCUAAUGGUUUUAAUGACACUAUAUCGGAGAUUGACGCCGAGAUCGAUAUGCCAACUACAAUUUCUGUACCGAGUGUUUCGAAAAAUGAGAAUUAUAUUUCCUAUGGAUCCAAUGGGGGUUUAUACAAUGGUCUUGGAUCAUCCAGUAGAUCGCAGAAUUCAUCGACUCUUGUAUUACAAGGUGGAGCAAGUAUUCCUCCCACUGGUAUCAUGGGCACAUCUGCUCCCUCAACAAUAAUCACGAAUCCUGGCGUAUGCGGAGUAAGACAAUCUCCCGAUAUCAUCGGUAUUACAUCAAAAGCUCACUUAGCGGUGCCUCCUAGUGGCGCCAUUGGCUAUCAAACGGGUGUUGGUAGCAUAUUGCCACCAACAAUUGUAAUUGCUAGCAAUGGAAGUAGUAUCAGUAAUUCGCUUAGUUGUGGUCCAAUUACCUCAAUUGGACAGUACACAACUGCACCCACGAUACGUGCGAGCUACAUUAUUAAUGCUGAGGGAAUGUUAAAGCGACCUCCGAAUCUCCAAACGCCGCCAAUGAUAAGUUCCACAACCAACAGUCAGUAUUCGACAACAUCCACAUUACGUCGAACCACUGAUCCUUCCGCAAUGCAACAACAGUUAUCUUACGAUGGCACAGCUCCACGGACAUUAUCGACUGGUGUUCCAGUGAACUCCCAAUUCUAUUAUGGAUGACAAAAUUCAGAGGAAUGUGAUGGAAUGAAAGCUAUUUUAUUCGAUACCAUUCAACAUAAAGCCGAGGCAAUUGCCACACUUACUGCCCAUCUUUCAUACAAUACAUCAAAAGAGCAACAACAUCAAACAAUUGAGAGUCACAAUAUAAAUGACAAUCCUAACUCAAACUACGAGGACACAACCGUGAUGAAGAGUCAGGACACUGCACCAUCAGACCCCAAAGCUCAGAUAGCUGUCAAUAACACGGAGUCGGAGAGAUCUUUUUGCUUUUGAACGUAGUUCAUUUGACAGAAGACACCGAACUGUAACAUGUAAAUUUAGAAAUAAUUUGUAUAUUAAUAUAUUGUAUGUAUAUAUUUGUAUCACCCAUAGACAUAUAGUAAAUGUGAUGAAUACCUAAAUAAAUUAGUGAUAAGAAUUAUGAGAGUAUACGUAUACAUACAUGUGUGCAUUCUUAUAAUUGUGUAGUCAUAGAUUUGUAAGAUUUGGAUUUCUAAAAAAUCAUCUAGCGAUAUUUCAGUUGCUAAGUACAUUUUUAAACCCAUUCAUUACUUCCAAACCAUAGUUUACAGGAGGUGAAAAAUGCCUUCAUACAUAUAUACUCCUAAGAAAAUUUUGCGAAAAUGGACAUAAUGAUUCAUAUUUCCUUAAACAAUUCUCAUCAGCAAUGUUGAUGGUUGAAUGAUGAUAAUGUAAAUUAGUACUUGGCUGUACAAAAGUAAUAUUAACAAUGACUUUUCCAAAAAAAAUUGUAUUUGAAAACUGAAAAGUUUUCAAGAAUAUAUGUAUAUAUAUACAAUAUAAUAAUUCAUUUUUUUUAUUGGUUUGAAAAUAUUAGAAAGGUGAAGGCAUUGACCUAAGAUUAUUUACUAUAUAUGAUCUCUUCAUUUACUUUUUUCAGCCAAAAUCUACUCAAUUGAUAAUGGAAACCAUUUCGACAAUUGUUGAUAUGGGAAGCAAUUUACAUACUUGAUAAUUUUAAGUAGGCUAAUGGUUGUGAUAAACGUUAUCAAUACACGGAAAAUUGGUGAAUUAAAAUUGCUUACAGUUACACUUGAUAUAGUAUUCGAAUUAAAAUUUUUUAUUGUACCAAACAUAGACUAACUUAAUGUCAAGAAUUAUAAGUUGCCUAAACUAGUACAACUAAUUCUUCUAAGAUUGUUUAGUAGAAUCCGAAUAGGAAAAUUUUCUUUUAUCACAAAUUAUCUUUUAUCGUAUUAUAGGUCCAAUAAAAAUAAACCAAUUAUUUUUGCAUAGAAUUGAAGAUUUUAUUUAUCAUCGUUAGAAUGUUCCGAAAUUAGGGCAAUUAUGCAACGUUUUGUUCGAUGACUAGUUGCAAUUUCGAAGGUAAUUUCAUAAUGCCACUAUCGUGGAAACCUUUUUAGACGAAUUUUUCACACAAAAAUUUAAUAAUUUGGUGUCAAUUCUUCUAUGGAAUCCUCACAUUAUUGAAUCUUUUUGUAUCCAACCUUAAUUAAAUGUUUCAAACCGUAUAUUUGUGUAGUGUUUAGUUUYUAUGCUAUCAAAACAGUGCUCACCUGACUCUCUGAGUCGGCGAUUUUCAAUAUUUUGUCGAUAUUUUGAACAAUURGGUCUUUGGCAUAAAAAUCUUCGGAACGGAAUGGACGAAACCAAGAUUGCGGAUUGCGAAUAAUUGGCUAUUACAGUAUUAGAACCACAAACGCUUCACAUUUUCAGCCCUUUAGCCUGCUUUCCUUUUUUUUUUGUCGAAUUCUUUUCUUUCUAAUAGCGUAACUCGAUCAGACUUGUAUUGGUAAAAUUAGGAAUUUCAAUAGAUUUUAUAUUAUCAUAAUUAUCAAAAUAUCUUGUACUUAUUCUAACUUCAUUCAACGAGGCAAUGUCAACUAAUUUGUAUGGCAGUUCUUUAAAAGAAAAGAAAAAAUUUUAGAAUUCAUAACACGUACUUAAUAUGGUUUAACCUUUGACGCGUAUAGUAUAAUAUACCAUAUAUUUACCCGACUCAAUAAUUUUAAUAUUUUUUACACGAAGUGCCUUUCUUAAUACACACAUUUAAUAUAAUUCCAAAUUUCCUUAAAGUUGUAUAAAGAGUGCAUGCAUGAAUAAAUAAAUCUUAAAUUUGAUAUAGACAAUUAAUUAUAUGUGCGUAAGGAUGAGAGAUAUUCAAUAAUACUGUAUGUAAAUAUUUAGUAUUGCAUGAUGUAUGUACAUUUGUGUUAAGCAGUAUAUAAAAUGUCUGUAAGUGCAUAGUAAGUAAAUUAAAAUAUAAUAAAGAAAUAUGAAGUGAUACUAAUAAUAACGCUGGAGGAAUUAAUUGGAUCCUAAAAACCAAGAUUUCCCAAUUCUAGUUUUUUUGUUCAAAACUUYAAAGCAUUUUUUCCACAGCUCGAAAGUCAAUAUCAUAAGUUCAAAACAACUGCACCGAUUCUUUUAACAUUUUUACCAAUAUUUCUGUAUAUUUAUUGAAUUAUCAUACUUUAAAUUUUUUUAAAUAAUUUUUAUUAUAUUUUAAUUAUCCGACUAUUUCGAAAAAAGCGAAAACGAGUUUUGUCCUUCAAAUAGAUCCACAGAAAUGAAAAGUUGGAUUUCAAAAACUCCUUUUUUAAACUGCUAUUGCCAUAUUUUUGAUAUUAUUUCGURGAAAUUAUAUUUCUCAUUAUUCGAAUACCAUACUUUGAUAUACCACUGGUAUUAAAAAGAGAUUUUAAUUGUGUCCACACAAAAAAAAUCACAAAAACAUGUGUAUUUUGCACGAAUUAACCCUAUUAAAUUCACGUGGAGCUGGCAGCACCUUAAGAUAUUGAAAUCAUAUUCUCAUAGUUUAAUCUAUAGAUAAAAAA
This is a messenger RNA of Bactrocera latifrons, 5925 nucleotides long. RefSeq lists its product as uncharacterized. The transcript is spliced from 11 exons. Gene Ontology annotation, molecular function: carbohydrate binding. Bases 920 to 3106 code for a protein of 728 amino acids. The record is from RefSeq and is a predicted model, not a curated record. NCBI's taxonomy places the organism in Eukaryota, Metazoa, Arthropoda, Insecta, Diptera, Tephritidae.